UUCUACAAAUGUAGUCCCAUUUUCUAAAUUAGCCAAGCUCAGUCAGGGCAGAAGGCUGGCUGUCAGAGGGCAGUGAGUGAAUGUGUCUGUCUGUGUUGGUAUUAAUAAUCAUUUGAGAUUUUUAGUCAUGCACAGUUUCAAAAGGAGUCAUUGAUUACGACUCCGACAGAGAAUUGGAGGACAGCCAAUCUAAUCCACCUGUAAAAGACAGAAGACAGUCACCUCCACUGGACAGGCCUCACUCUGUUCCUCAAAUCAGGCAGCGCCUCUGCAUCUCCACAGAAGAUCAGGACAGCCCAGAAAGAGUUGUUCAGAAGGAGAAACUACAUGCAGAACUAAAACAAGUUCUAAGUAGAAAAAGAAGACACCUGAAACAGAGUCACUCAAAUCUCACAAGCAUGGAUCCUUCAAAGGAGAGGAGUGAGUCUGUGAAGCAGGAGAAGAGCCAUCUAUCAGAGGUAGUGGAGGUGGUGGUAGAGACAGACGCUGAGGUAGGAGCCAGUGGUUACAGUGUCACGGGUGGAGGAACAAAGGGGAUCUUUAUCAAAGAUGUCUUGAAAGACUCACCUGCAGCAAAACAUCUCAGCCUCCAGAAAGGAGAUCAGCUGCUUAGUGCCAGAGUGUAUUUUGAUAAUGUGAAAUAUGAAGAUGCUCUGAAGAUCCUCCAGUGUGCAGAACCUUAUAAAGUGUCAUUCUUCUUGAAGAGGACUGUGGCUCAAACUGAAGUGACUGGUCAUCUAGAUGCACCGCAUAUUGAGCAAAGAGGACCUAAGGCUAAGAUGCAAAAAAUGAGUGUGAGAAGUGUGAAACAAUUCAAAGCCAAGAAGAAAAGAGGAGGAAGAUUUGGAUUGAAAAGGCUAAAAAAGAGAACAAGCGCUGAAGCAGAAAUGGACAUUGAGGGACCAUCAGGUAGAUUGGACUUUACUCCAGUUGAUGUGGAGUUUGCACUUCCAAAGUUUAAACUGAAAAAAAAACAUGGAAAAGUCACUGCAGAGCGUUCGGGACAUUUAGAAAGUAUGAAGCUUAAUGAUGAGGAGACAAGAAAUAUUAAAUUUCCAAAGAGUAAAAUAAAAUCAUCCAUAGAAGGUACACAACUUUCAACACCAAAAGGAGAAAUAGAGAUGCAAAAGGACAAAGGAAAAAGCCCAAAUUCGCAAAUGAAAGAUAUUAAUGAAUGUGUGCAAGGAAAGAAAAUCAGCAUGGCAACUGACAUAUCAGUACCAAAUCUAAAUCUAGACACAAAACAAAGACCUGAAGAUGAAGCUGAUGGAUUCAUGGCUAAAGGGGCAAAUGUGCUGUUUAUUAACUUUGAAGGCACUGGUGUCAAAUGUGGGGACAUUAGGAUGCCAUCCACUGAGAUAUCAUUAGUAAAAAGUAAAGAUGAAAGAGAAAUUGUCCUAGAAAGACAUUCUGGAAAAGGAGAAAAGAUUAAAAUGCCUAAGAUUGACAUUUCCAUGCCAGAAAUAAAAUCACCUGAAGUUGAUAUUAACAUACAUGGGCCUGAGAUCAACAAUGGCAAUUUUCAUGUGCCAGAUAUUGACAUAUCACUGCCAAAAAUAAAAGUUAAAAAUGUUGAGCUUAAAGGUGAGGACAGUAAAGGGGGGAAGUAUCAGAUUCCUAUGACUGAUCUUUCCUUACCAACAAUGAAGUUACCCGAGGGGAAUAUUAAAGUGCAAGGCCCUGAUGUGAAAACAGGUCAUGUUGGAAUAUAUUCCAUGGACAUAUCAUUACCAAAAGGGAUGGCUAAAGGAGAAAUUGACUUUGAAGGACAUUCUGGAAAAGCAGAUAAAAGUGACUUGUCAAAGCUUGACAUUUCCUUACCAAAAGGAACAUCACCCAAGGUUGACAUCAGUGUUGAGGGUCCUGAGAUCAAGGGCAUAAAGGUUCACAUGCCAGAUAUUGACAUCUCUAUGCCAAAAGGAAAUGUAAAAGGAGGCGCCAAUCUUGAAGGCGAGGGUGGUAAAGGGGGGAAGUUUAAAAUGCCAAAGGUUGAUCUUUCACUACCAAGAAUGAAGUUACCAGAGGGUAAGAUUAACGUGGAAGGCCCUGAUAUCGAAGUUGGGAAAUUUGACAUGCCGUCAAUUGACAUUUCAUUACCAAAAGGGAUGGGUAAAGGAGAAAUUGACAUUGAUGGACUGUCUGGAAAAGGAGGAAAGAUAGACUUACCAAAGAUGGACAUUUCCUUACCAGUAGUAAAACCCCCUGACCUUGAUGUCAGAGUGGAGGGUCCCGAGAUCAAAGGUGGAAAGUUUCACAUGCCAGAUAUUGACUUCUCACUGCCAAAAGGAAAAAUAAAAGGGGGUGUUGAUGUCAAAGGUGAGGCAGAUAAAGGAGGGAGGUUUCAACUGCCAAAGGUUGAUCUUUCACUACCAAGAAUGAAGUUACCAGAGGGUAAGAUUAAUGCGGAAGGCCCUGAUAUCAAAGUCGGGAAAAUUGACAUGCCUGCAAUGGACAUUUCAUUACCAAAAGGGAAAGUUGAUAUGUCAUCCACUGACAUUUCAUUACCAAAAGGGAUGGGUAAAGGAGAAAUUGACAUUGAAGGACUGUCUGGAAAAGGAGGAAAGAUAGACUUGCCAAAUCUUGACAUUUCCUUACCAAAUGUAAAACCAACCAUGGUUGAUAUCAGUGGUGGUGGUCCUAAGAUCAAGGGCAUAAAGGUUCACAUGCCAGAUAUUGACAUCGCUAUGCCAAAAGGAAAUGUAAAAGGAGGCGCCAAUCUUGAAGGCGAGGGUGGUAAAGGGGGGAAGUUUAAAAUGCCAAAGGUUGAUCUUUCACUACCAAGAAUGAAGUUACCAGAGGGUAAGAUUAACGUGGAAGGCCCUGAUAUCAAAGUUGGGAAAUUUGACAUGCCGUCAAUUGACAUUUCAUUACCCAAAGGGAAGGUUAAAGGAGGAAUUGAUAUUGAAAGACAGUCUGGAAAUCAAGGAACGACUGACUUACCAAAGAUGGACAUUUCCUUACCAGUAGUAAAACCCCCUGACCUUGAUGUCAGAGUGGAGGGUCCCGAGAUCAAAGGUGGAAAGUUUCACAUGCCAGAUAUUGACUUCUCACUGCCAAAAGGAAAAAUAAAAGGGGGUGUUGAUGUCAAAGGUGAGGCAGAUAAAGGAGGGAGGUUUCAACUGCCAAAGGUUGAUCUUUCACUACCAAGAAUGAAGUUACCAGAGGGUAAGAUUAACCUGGAAGGCCCUGAUAUCAAAGUUGGGAAAUUUGACAUGCCGUCAAUUGACAUUUCAUUACCAAAAGGGAAAGUUGACAUGCCAUCCAUUGAUGUUUCAUUACCAAAAGGGAAGGCUAAAGGAGAAAUUGACAUUGAAGGACAGUCUGGAAAAAGAGGAAAGAUUGACUUACCAAAGAUAGACGUUUCCUUACCAAAAGUAAAACCUGCUGAGCUUGAUGUCAGUGUUGAUGGUCGAGAGAUGAAGGGUGGCAAAUUUCAUGUGCCAGAUAUUGACAUCUCACUGCCAAAAGUAAAAGUAAAAGGAGGUGUCAAUCUUGAAGGUGAGUGUGGUAACAGGGGUGAGUUUAAAAUGCCAAAGGAUGAUUUUUCCCUACCAAGAAUGAAGUUACCAGAGGGCAAGAUUAAUGUGGAAGGCCCUGAUAUCAACGUCAGGAAAGUUUACAUGCCAUCAAUUGACAUUUCAUUACCAACAGGGAAGGCUAAAGGAGAAAUUGAUAUCGAAAGACCAUCUGGAAAUCAAGGAACGAUUGAUUUACCAAAGAUGGACAUUUCCUUACCAACAGUAAAACCCCCUUACCUUGAUAUCAGUGUUGAGGUUCCAGAGAUCAAAGAUGGAAAGUUUCACAUGCCAGAUAUUGACUUCUCACUGCCAAAAGGAAAAAUAAAAGGGUGUGUUGAUCUCAAAGGUGAGGCAGAUAAAGGAGGACGGUUUCAACUGCCAAAGGUUGAUCUUUCACUACCAAGAAUGAAGUUACCAGAGGGUAAGAUUAAUGUCGAAGGCCCUGAUAUCAAAGUUGGGAAAAUUGACAUGCCAUCAAUUGACAUUUCAUUACCAAAAGGGAUGGGUAAAGGAGAAAUUGACAUUGAUGGACUGUCUGGAAAAGGAGGAAAGAUAGACUUACCAAAGAUGGACAUUUCCUUACCAGUAGUAAAACCCCCUGACCUUGAUGUCAGAGUGGAGGGUCCCGAGAUCAAAGGUGGAAAGUUUCACAUGCCAGAUAUUGACUUCUCACUGCCAAAAGGAAAAGUAAAAGGGGGUGUUGAUGUCAAAGGUGAGGGAGAUAAAGGAGGGAGGUUUCAACUGCCAAAGGUUGAUCUUUCACUACCAAGAAUGAAGUUACCAGAGGGUAAUAUUAAUGUGGAAGGCCCUGAUAUCAAAGUUGGGAAAAUUGACAUGCCAUCAAUUGACAUUUCAUUACCAACAGCGAUGGGUAAAGGAGAAAUUGAUAUUGAAGGACUGUCUGGAAAAGGAGGAAAGAUAGACUUGCCAAAUCUUGACAUUUCCUUACCAAAUGUAAAACCAACCAUGGUUGAUAUCAGUGUUGGUGGUCCUGAGAUCAAGGGCAGAAAGUUUCACAUGCCAGAUAUUGACAUCUCUAUGCCAAAAGGAAAUGUAAAAGGAGGCGCCGAUUUUGAAGGCGAGGGUGGUAAAGGGGGGAAGUUUAAAAUGCCAAAGGUUGAUCUUUCACUACCAAGAAUGAAGUUACCAGAGGGUAAGAUUAAUGUGGAAGGUGCUGAUAUCAAAGUCGGGAAAAUUGACAUGCCUGCAAUUGACAUUUCAUUACCAAAAGGGAAGGUUAAAGGAGAAAUUGAUAUUGAAAGACAGUCUGGAAAUCAAGGAAAGAUAGACUUACCAAAGAUGGACAUUUCCUUACCAGUAGUAAAACCCCCUGACCUUGAUGUCAGAGUGGAGGGUCCCGAGAUCAAAGGUGGAAAGUUUCACAUGCCAGAUCUUGACUUCUCACUGCCAAAAGGAAAAGUAAAAGGGGGUGUUGAUGUCAAAGGUGAGGCAGAUAAAGGAGGGAGGUUUCAACUGCCAAAGGUUGAUCUUUCACUACCAAGAAUGAAGUUACCAGAGGGUAAGAUUAACCUGGAAGGCCCUGAUAUCAAAGUUGGGAAAUUUGACAUGCCGUCAAUUGACAUUUCAUUACCAAAAGGGAAAGUUGACAUGCCAUCCAUUGAUGUUUCAUUACCAAAAGGGAAGGCUAAAGGAGAAAUUGACAUUGAAGGACAGUCUGGAAAAAGAGGAAAGAUUGACUUACCAAAGAUAGACGUUUCCUUACCAAAAGUAAAACCUGCUGAGCUUGAUGUCAGUGUUGAUGGUCGAGAGAUGAAGGGUGGCAAAUUUCAUGUGCCAGAUAUUGACAUCUCACUGCCAAAAGUAAAAGUAAAAGGAGGUGUCAAUCUUGAAGGUGAGUGUGGUAACAGGGGUGAGUUUAAAAUGCCAAAGGAUGAUUUUUCCCUACCAGGAAUGAAGUUACCAGAGGGCAAGAUUAAUGUGGAAGGCCCUGAUAUCAACAUCAGGAAAGUUUACAUGCCAUCAAUUGACAUUUCAUUACCAACAGGGAAGGCUAAAGGAGAAAUUGAUAUCGAAAGACCAUCUGGAAAUCAAGGAACGAUUGAUUUACCAAAGAUGGACAUUUCCUUACCAACAGUAAAACCCCCUUACCUUGAUAUCAGUGUUGAGGUUCCAGAGAUCAAAGAUGGAAAGUUUCACAUGCCAGAUAUUGACUUCUCACUGCCAAAAGGAAAAAUAAAAGGGGGUGUUGAUCUCAAAGGUGAGGCAGAUAAAGGAGGACGGUUUCAACUGCCAAAGGUUGAUCUUUCACUACCAAGAAUGAAGUUACCAGAGGGUAAGAUUAAUGUCGAAGGCCCUGAUAUCAAAGUUGGGAAAAUUGACAUGCCAUCAAUUGACAUUUCAUUACCAAAAGGGAUGGGUAAAGGAGAAAUUGACAUUGAUGGACUGUCUGGAAAAGGAGGAAAGAUAGACUUACCAAAGAUGGACAUUUCCUUACCAGUAGUAAAACCCCCUGACCUUGAUGUCAGAGUGGAGGGUCCCGAGAUCAAAGGUGGAAAGUUUCACAUGCCAGAUAUUGACUUCUCACUGCCAAAAGGAAAAGUAAAAGGGGGUGUUGAUGUCAAAGGUGAGGGAGAUAAAGGAGGGAGGUUUCAACUGCCAAAGGUUGAUCUUUCACUACCAAGAAUGAAGUUACCAGAGGGUAAUAUUAAUGUGGAAGGCCCUGAUAUCAAAGUUGGGAAAAUUGACAUGCCAUCAAUUGACAUUUCAUUACCAACAGCGAUGGGUAAAGGAGAAAUUGACAUUGAAGGACUGUCUGGAAAAGGAGGAAAGAUAGACUUGCCAAAUCUUGACAUUUCCUUACCAAAUGUAAAACCAACCAUGGUUGAUAUCAGUGUUGGUGGUCCUGAGAUCAAGGGCAGAAAGUUUCACAUGCCAGAUAUUGACAUCUCUAUGCCAAAAGGAAAUGUAAAAGGAGGCGCCGAUUUUGAAGGCGAGGGUGGUAAAGGGGGGAAGUUUAAAAUGCCAAAGGUUGAUCUUUCACUACCAAGAAUGAAGUUACCAGAGGGUAAGAUUAAUGUGGAAGGUGCUGAUAUCAAAGUCGGGAAAAUUGACAUGCCUGCAAUUGACAUUUCAUUACCAAAAGGGAAGGUUAAAGGAGAAAUUGAUAUUGAAAGACAGUCUGGAAAUCAAGGAACGAUUGACUUACCAAAGAUGGACAUUUCCUUACCAGUAGUAAAACCCCCUGACCUUGAUGUCAGAGUGGAGGGUCCCGAGAUCAAAGGUGGAAAGUUUCACAUGCCAGAUCUUGACUUCUCACUGCCAAAAGGAAAAGUAAAAGGGGGUGUUGAUGUCAAAGGUGAGGCAGAUAAAGGAGGGAGGUUUCAACUGCCAAAGGUUGAUCUUUCACUACCAAGAAUGAAGUUACCAGAGGGUAAGAUUAACCUGGAAGGCCCUGAUAUCAAAGUUGGGAAAUUUGACAUGCCGUCAAUUGACAUUUCAUUACCAAAAGGGAACGUUGACAUGCCAUCCAUUGAUGUUUCAUUACCAAAAGGGAAGGCUAAAGGAGAAAUUGACAUUGAAGGACAGUCUGGAAAAAGAGGAAAGAUUGACUUACCAAAGAUAGACGUUUCCUUACCAAAAGUAAAACCUGCUGAGCUUGAUGUCAGUGUUGAUGGUCGAGAGAUGAAGGGUGGCAAAUUUCAUGUGCCAGAUAUUGACAUCUCACUGCCAAAAGUAAAAGUAAAAGGAGGUGUCAAUCUUGAAGGUGAGUGUGGUAACAGGGGUGAGUUUAAAAUGCCAAAGGAUGAUUUUUCCCUACCAGGAAUGAAGUUACCAGAGGGCAAGAUUAAUGUGGAAGGCCCUGAUAUCAACGUCAGGAAAGUUUACAUGCCAUCAAUUGACAUUUCAUUACCAACAGGGAAGGCUAAAGGAGAAAUUGAUAUCGAAAGACCAUCUGGAAAUCAAGGAACGAUUGAUUUACCAAAGAUGGACAUUUCCUUACCAACAGUAAAACCCCCUUACCUUGAUAUCAGUGUUGAGGUUCCAGAGAUCAAAGAUGGAAAGUUUCACAUGCCAGAUAUUGACUUCUCACUGCCAAAAGGAAAAAUAAAAGGGGGUGUUGAUCUCAAAGGUGAGGCAGAUAAAGGAGGACGGUUUCAACUGCCAAAGGUUGAUCUUUCACUACCAAGAAUGAAGUUACCAGAGGGUAAGAUUAAUGUCGAAGGCCCUGAUAUCAAAGUUGGGAAAAUUGACAUGCCAUCAAUUGACAUUUCAUUACCAAAAGGGAUGGGUAAAGGAGAAAUUGACAUUGAUGGACUGUCUGGAAAAGGAGGAAAGAUAGACUUACCAAAGAUGGACAUUUCCUUACCAGUAGUAAAACCCCCUGACCUUGAUGUCAGAGUGGAGGGUCCCGAGAUCAAAGGUGGAAAGUUUCACAUGCCAGAUAUUGACUUCUCACUGCCAAAAGGAAAAGUAAAAGGGGGUGUUGAUGUCAAAGGUGAGGGAGAUAAAGGAGGGAGGUUUCAACUGCCAAAGGUUGAUCUUUCACUACCAAGAAUGAAGUUACCAGAGAGUAAUAUUAAUGUGGAAGGCCCUGAUAUCAAAGUUGGGAAAAUUGACAUGCCAUCAAUUGACAUUUCAUUACCAACAGCGAUUGGUAAAGGAGAAAUUGACAUUGAAGGACUGUCUGGAAAAGGAGGAAAGAUAGACUUGCCAAAUCUUGACAUUUCCUUACCAAAUGUAAAACCAACCAUGGUUGAUAUCAGUGUUGGUGGUCCUGAGAUCAAGGGCAGAAAGUUUCACAUGCCAGAUAUUGACAUCUCUAUGCCAAAAGGAAAUGUAAAAGGAGGCGCCGAUUUUGAAGGCGAGGGUGGUAAAGGGGGGAAGUUUAAAAUGCCAAAGGUUGAUCUUUCACUACCAAGAAUGAAGUUACCAGAGGGUAAGAUUAAUGUCGAAGGCCCUGAUAUCAAAGUUGGGAAAAUUGACAUGCCAUCAAUUGACAUUUCAUUACCAAAAGGGAAGGUUAAAGGAGAAAUUGAUAUUGAAAGACAGUCUGGAAAUCAAGGAACGAUUGACUUACCAAAGAUGGACAUUUCCUUACCAAUAGUAAAACCCCCUGACCUUGAUGUCAGAGUGGAGGGUCCCGAGAUCAAAGGUGGAAAGAUUCACAUGCCAGAUAUUGACUUCUCACUGCCAAAAGGAAAAAUAAAAGGGGGUGUUGAUGUCAAAGCUGAGACAGAUAAAGGAGGGAGGUUUCAAAUGCCAAAGGUUGAUCUGUCACUACCAAGAAUGAAGUUACCAGAGGGUAAUAUUAACGUGGAAGACCCUGAUAUCAAAGUUGGGAAAUUUGACAUGCCGUCAAUUGACAUUUCAUUACCUAAAGGGAACGUUGACAUGCCAUCCAUUGAUGUUUCAUUACCAAAAGGGAAGGCUAAAGGAGAAAUUGACAUUGAAGGACAGUCUGGAAAAAGAGGAAAGAUUGACUUACCAAAGAUAGACUUUUCCUUACCAAAAGUAAAACCUGCUGAGCUUGAUGUCAGUGUUGAGGGUGGAGAGAUGAAGGGUGGCAAGUUUCAUGUGCCAGAUAUUGACUUCUCACUACCAAAAGUAAAAGUAAAAGGGGGUGUCAAUCAUGAAGGUGAGGAUGGUGAAGGGGGGAAGUUUAAAAUGCCCAAUGUUGAUUUUUCUCUACCAAGAGUGAAGUUACCCAAGGGAAAGAUUAAGGUGGAAGGUCCUGAUAUCAAAGAAGGGAAAGUUUACAUGCCAUACACUGACAUUUCUUUACCAAAAGGGAAAGCUAAAGUUGAAAUUGACAUUGAAGGUUUGUCUGGAAAAAGAGCAAAGCUUGACUUGCCAAAACUUGACAUUUGCUUACCAAAAGUAAAACCACAUACGCUUAAUGUCAGUGUUGAGGGUCCAGAUAUCAAAGGUGGCAAGUUUCACAUACCAGAUAUUGACAUCCACUUGCCAAAAGGAAAAGGAAAAGGGGGUGCUAAUUUUGAAGUUAUGCCUGAUAAAGGGGAGAUGUUUCAAAUGCCCAUGGUUGAUCUUUCACUACCAGGAAUGUUAUUGCCAGAGGGGAAGGUUACUUUGGAAAGUAACCUCCCUGAUAUCAAAGUUGGAAAAGUUGACAUGCCAUCCCUUGAUAUAUCAUUACCAAAAGUACAGGCUAAAGGAGAAAUUGACAUUGAAGGACCUUCUGGAAAAGGAGGAAAUAUUGAUUUGCCAAAGAUUGACAUUUCUUUACCAAAAGUAACACUGCCUAAGGUUGAUAACAGUGGUAAAGGCCCUGAGAUAAAGGAUGGACAGUUUCACAUUCCUGGUAUUGAUAUCUCCUUGCCAAAAGGAAAAGGGGGUGUUGAUCUUGAUGGUGAGGCUGAUAAAGGUGGAAAGUUCCAUAUGCCCAAGGUUGAUUUUUCUAUACCGAAAUUGAAAUCUCCAAAUAUUGAGGGACCUGAUGGUGGAAAAGUCACUAUGCCAGCUAUUGAUCAAUCACUUCCAAAAGGAAAAGCUGAGGGAUUUGGUAAUUUUGAAAGUGAUAUUGCUAUGUGGGGAAAGCUACAUAUGCCUGACCUUGAACUUUCAUUACCGAAAAUUAAAUCACCAAAUAGUGAGUCAAAAAUUCACAGACCAGACAUAAAUGAUAUAAAUAUGCCUGAUGCCAGCGUUUGUGGAAGCAAAGGUGGUAAUUUAAAAUUGUCAACCGUAAAGCUACCAAGUGUUGAUAUAUCAGCACCUAAGGUUGAUCUUGACUUUGGUAUUUCCAAAGGUAAAGGCACUGAUAGAGAGGAUAUUGAACUUCUCAAAGCUGAGGGCAGCAGGCCAUCAUCUGGAGCAAGUUUUGACAUCCCAGAUGUGACUCUAAAAAUGCCUAAAAUUCCACUGCCUAAAUUUGGGGGAAAAUGUAAAAGUGAAGACACCCAAGUAGAAGCACUUAGCUCAUCUGCUAAUUUGGAUAUAGAACAAAAUAUGCCAUCUGUAGGGAUAAAUGCUGAUGGAAAAGUAAAAGGCAAAAUAAAGAAGCUACAACCUGAAGGAGAUGUGAAUGCUUCGCUUGAUUUGGGAGCAGAAAGCAAGGAGCAUUUUAAGGCUCCAACAUUAGAUACAAAGGCAAAGGUCAAAAUGCCCUCAGUGGAGAUAGCCCUGACAGCCCCAUACAUACCAGAGAGAGAGGCAUUGCUGCCAAAAUCUGAGAUUGAUGUAUCUGAGGCAGAUAUCAACGCUUAUGAGGGAGGUUUAAAAAUCCCAAAGAUGCCAACUGUUGAUAUAUCAGUACCAAAAGUAGAUUUGGAUGUUGUCCUACCAAAAGUAAAGCAAGAUGCAUUAGUUGACCCCAGCUCUUCUAACCUCAACCUUGAAAGAGAUAACCUAAAGUUACCACAUAUCAAAAUGCCAAAAGUUGAUAUAUUACUACCUCAAUACAAAACAGCUGGCACUGACACACCAGAUGUAGAACUGAAAGGCAAAUAUGGGAAAUUCAAGAUGCCAAAAAUUAGAAUGCCAGCAGUGGAAAUAUCAUUACCACAUCGAAAAACGGUUGUGUAUUCUUCAGAUUUGGACAUCAACCUACACAGUGGGAAAUGUAAGAUAUCUGAUGUCAAAGUGCCCUACAUAGAUGUUUCAGUACCCCAUGGUAGAAUAGACAUUGAAUCUCCAGAUUUGAAAACAGAAGGACAAAAUGCAAAGUUGCCAAAUAUUACUCAGCCAACUGUGGAUAUAUCCCUGCUAAAAGGGAAUGAAGUUCAAGAAAUGGACACAGAAGGAUGGCAAAAAUUAAAGAUUCCAACAAUAGAUACACAGGGCCCAGUGAAACAUCUUGAAUUGGAUAUCGGAUUAUCAAAAGAUGGUAAAAAGGAAAAAAAGUUUGAGCUUCCCAGUAUUGACCUCAGCCCCUUGUAUUCAGAGGAGAAAGUCAAGGGACCAAAAGUAAAAGGUACCAAGUUCAAUAUUGGAAUGUCUAAAGUAAAAACUUCUACAUUGGAGACAGAUGUAAGUAAGUCUAGUAAUGUGAAUGCAGGUCAGCAUUUAUCCUCAAAGUUGUCUAAUAUCAAACUGCCUGAAAUAGAAAUUUUUGAAUCUAAUGUAAAAAGCAAAUGUCAAAGAAAACUGGUGUCAACAGAAUGUACCCCUACAGAUGCUGGUUCUUUAACUUCACCUGAAGCCAAAGUCAACAUUAAAUCACCAAAAGGAUCUUCCCUGACCACAAAUCCUGAAAUACAGUAUGAGGGCCCUCAUAUCCCUAAAGUAACAAAAGCAGUUUUUGUUUUGGUUAAUUCCCAAACAGAAAGCUAUGUUACCAUAACUAGCAAAGCAAGUGCUGAGACUGUAGAUAAGAAAAUUAAAGUGCCAAAAAUCAUAAAGAAGCAAAGCUUUGAAAAGUCACAUUCAAAGGGUAAAGGAACAAAUUCUGGGGAGGAGGAGGAAAAUGAUGAAGAGUUAAAAACAGGAGAAUUUAGGUUGCCAAAACCUGAGCUUUCUUCACUAUUCUCAAAAAAUGUGGGAGAAGAGGAGAAAUUGGAGAUGGGCAUGGAACCUGAGAAUAAGAAUAGCACAGAAGUUAGCAAAGGCACUAAAGAUAAAUCAGGAAAAAUAUCAUUUCCGGGUUUCAAGAAGAAAUCUGUAAAAGGUGAUGAGGAGAGUGAAAAUGGCUGUGUAGUGUCCUCAAAAGCCAGGGUGGAAAUGUUAAAAGAAAAGCAAGGCUCUGAGUCUCCAGUACCAAAUAUUUCAAUUGGAUCUGCCUCAGGAAAGAACAGAACACAAAAAGAGGUUGGAUCCAUAGAAGAUAUUAGAAGCAGUCAAGAGUUGGAAGAAAAAGAGGAGAUAUCUUGGUUUAAAAUCCCCAAAGUCACUCUUAGGCCCCAUUCCACUGGCAUCCUGCAGAUCACACCAGAGGGAUCUCCAAAGGACAGCAAGUCAUCUUUACAGUACUCCAGUGAAGAGAUUUCUGGAGGUUUCUACAGGAGGAUGCCAAAUACUGAAUUUUCUACUCAGGAUGUUUCUCCAAAACACACAGUCACCACAACAAAAGAAGGGACUUUCACUGUGGUAACAGAAUCAGCAAGUAGCAGCUCAAGUACACAAUGGAAUCAGUAAAUUAGGGGUAAAUCGAAGUAUAGUGGAAUAUUUUUAUAUUGUUGUUGCUUUUUCGGUGCUAUACAGAAUGAAUGUAUUUACAUAAAUACAGUCACUAUAUAAUGUAGCACACAUUUUAUUUCAUAUACUUGCACUGACCAGUCAAUAUUAUUCUUUAUGCAAAUAAUUACUUUCUUCAAUUAGAUUAUUAGUACUACUUCUCAUACCUGCAAGUCAUGCAUUAGAUCGUAUAAACACAUAGGUGAAAAUUAAUCACAAGGUGAGUGGAAUUUGAGGUAGAAUUUUUUUUUAUUGGAAACAUAAUAGUUUUUGAAGCUUCAUAUGUUCGUGUUAACUUUUUUUUUUUAAUUAUUAUUAUUAUUGAAGCUGAACAUGUGUUUCUUCCCUUAUAUAAGAGGAAUAUUGUUUUAAUAAAUAACACCUAAACUGUAGAAGAAUGAACUGUAUAUAUUUAAAUAUUUUUUAAAUAAAAAUUAUUUUUAGUGCCAUGAAUUGAUUUAACAUGAAAAUUAAUAAAAAAUUUAAAGACACAUAAUAUAAUAUAAUAUAAUAUAAUAUAAUAUAAUAUAAUAUAAUAUAAUAUAAUAUAAUAUAAUGACUUUUAGUAAUAUUUAAAUGCAUUAAAAUGUGAUGCAAUGAUGUGUACAAUGAUGUUGAUGUGUCUGUGUGGGAAUGGUUUGUGUUCUUGAUUUUGGUCUUGAUUGAGUGUGCAUUGUGAAAUUCUUUGGCGCAUAAUUUUUCAUAAUUUCAAUCAUGAUCUGAGUAUGAAAUUAAUAUAAAAUGCAGACCAUUAUUACUGUAUAGUUUUUAGCAUGUCCUUUACAUUUCAUUUUUAAAGCACAAUUUCUCAGCUUGAUGAAAUAUUAAAUAAAAUAUUUUACCUGCUCUUUCAUUA
Messenger RNA from Ictalurus punctatus (channel catfish), 13464 nucleotides. It is a transcript of the gene prx, whose product is annotated as periaxin. Lineage: Eukaryota; Metazoa; Chordata; Actinopteri; Siluriformes; Ictaluridae. Bases 399 to 12569 code for a protein of 4056 amino acids. The transcript has 7 exons. Gene Ontology annotation, cellular component: costamere; cytoplasm; nucleus. Gene Ontology annotation, molecular function: protein binding. The record is from RefSeq and is a predicted model, not a curated record. Gene Ontology annotation, biological process: regulation of RNA splicing.